Molecule: messenger RNA, 4368 nt
Organism: Carlito syrichta (Philippine tarsier)
Lineage: Eukaryota; Metazoa; Chordata; Mammalia; Primates; Tarsiidae
Gene: SLC8A1
Product: solute carrier family 8 member A1
Exons: 11
Coding region: 155-3076 (973 amino acids)
Biological process (GO): sodium ion transmembrane transport; calcium ion import across plasma membrane; cell communication
Cellular component (GO): postsynapse; axon; sarcolemma
Molecular function (GO): calcium:sodium antiporter activity
Source: RefSeq, a predicted model, not a curated record
UGCUUUGUGCUUCCCCAGAAGAUGGGAGCGACCUUUUCCUGAUCGGGAGCUAUUUCAAAGGAGGGAGCACGCCGUCUUUCCUACCGGCGUGGACGAACCGGGAAGAAUCCAUUCACGCUCCCCAAGCCAGUAGGUUGUGGCAGCUGGAAAUCUCAUGUACAACAUGCUGCAAUUAAGCCUCUCAACCACCUUUUCAAUGGGAUUUCAUCUGUUAGUUAUCGUGGCUCUCUUAUUUUCCCAUGUGGACCUUAUAAGUGCUGAGAUGGAAAUGGAAGGAGAAGGAAAUGAAACCGGUGAAUGUACUGGCUCAUAUUACUGUAAGAAAGGGGUGAUUUUACCCAUUUGGGAGCCCCAAGACCCUUCUUUUGGGGACAAAAUUGCUAGAGCUACUGUGUAUUUUGUGGCCAUGGUCUACAUGUUUCUUGGAGUCUCUAUCAUAGCAGAUCGGUUCAUGUCCUCAAUAGAAGUCAUCACAUCUCAAGAAAAAGAAAUAACCAUCAAGAAACCCAAUGGAGAGACCACCAAGACAACUGUGAGGAUCUGGAAUGAGACAGUUUCUAACCUGACCUUGAUGGCCCUGGGAUCUUCUGCUCCUGAGAUUCUCCUUUCAGUAAUUGAAGUGUGUGGCCAUAACUUCACUGCAGGAGACCUUGGUCCUAGCACCAUUGUGGGAAGUGCUGCAUUCAAUAUGUUCAUCAUUAUUGCGCUCUGUGUUUACGUGGUCCCUGAUGGAGAGACAAGGAAGAUUAAGCAUCUACGUGUGUUUUUUGUGACGGCAGCCUGGAGCAUCUUUGCCUACACUUGGCUUUACAUUAUUUUGUCUGUAAUCUCUCCUGGUGUUGUGGAGGUCUGGGAAGGUUUGCUUACUUUCUUCUUCUUUCCCAUCUGUGUGGUGUUCGCUUGGGUAGCAGAUAGGAGGCUUCUAUUUUACAAGUACGUCUAUAAAAGGUACCGGGCUGGCAAGCAGAGGGGAAUGAUUAUUGAACAUGAAGGAGACAGGCCAUCUUCCAAGACUGAGAUUGAAAUGGAUGGGAAAGUGGUCAAUUCUCAUGUUGACAAUUUCUUAGAUGGUGCUCUGGUUCUGGAGGUGGAUGAGAGAGACCAAGAUGAUGAAGAGGCUAGGCGAGAAAUGGCUAGGAUUCUAAAGGAACUUAAGCAGAAGCAUCCAGAGAAAGAAAUAGAGCAAUUAAUAGAAUUAGCUAACUAUCAAGUCCUAAGUCAGCAGCAAAAAAGUAGAGCAUUUUACCGCAUUCAAGCUACUCGCCUGAUGACCGGAGCUGGCAACAUUUUGAAGAGGCAUGCAGCUGACCAAGCAAGAAAGGCCGUCAGCAUGCAUGAGGUCAAUACUGAAGUGGCUGAAAAUGACCCUGUCAGUAAGAUCUUCUUUGAACAAGGGACAUAUCAGUGUCUGGAGAACUGUGGUACUGUGGCCUUGACCAUUAUCCGCAGAGGUGGUGAUUUGACCAACACUGUGUUUGUUGACUUCAGAACAGAGGAUGGCACAGCCAAUGCUGGAUCUGAUUAUGAGUUUACUGAAGGAACUGUGGUCUUUAAGCCAGGUGAGACCCAGAAGGAAAUCAGAGUUGGCAUCAUUGAUGAUGAUAUCUUUGAGGAGGAUGAAAAUUUUCUUGUGCAUCUCAGCAAUGUCAAAGUAUCUUCUGAAGCUUCAGAAGAUGGUAUACUGGAAGCCAAUCAUGUUUCUACACUUGCUUGCCUCGGAUCUCCCUCCACUGCCACUGUAACUAUUUUUGACGAUGACCAUGCAGGCAUCUUUACUUUUGAGGAACCUGUGACUCAUGUGAGUGAGAGCAUUGGCAUCAUGGAGGUGAAAGUAUUGAGAACAUCUGGAGCUCGAGGAAAUGUUAUCGUUCCCUAUAAAACCAUUGAAGGGACUGCCAGAGGUGGCGGGGAGGACUUUGAGGAUACUUGUGGAGAGCUGGAAUUCCAGAACGAUGAAAUUGUCAAAACAAUAUCAGUCAAGGUAAUUGAUGAUGAGGAGUAUGAGAAAAACAAGACCUUCUUCCUUGAGAUUGGAGAGCCCCGCCUGGUGGAAAUGAGUGAGAAGAAAGCCCUGUUAUUGAAUGAGCUUGGUGGCUUCACAAUAACAGGAAAAUACCUGUAUGGCCAACGUGUCUUCAGGAAAGUUCAUGCUAGAGAACAUCCGAUUCCCUCUACUGUAAUCACCAUUGCAGAGGAAUAUGAUGACAAACAGCCGCUGUCCAGCAAAGAAGAAGAGGAGAGGCGCAUCGCAGAGAUGGGGCGCCCCAUCCUGGGAGAGCACACCAAGUUGGAAGUGAUCAUUGAAGAAUCCUACGAAUUCAAGAGUACGGUGGACAAACUCAUUAAGAAGACAAACCUGGCCCUUGUGGUUGGGACAAACAGCUGGCGAGAACAGUUCAUUGAAGCUAUCACUGUCAGUGCCGGGGAAGAUGAUGAUGAUGAUGAAUGUGGGGAAGAGAAGCUGCCCUCCUGUUUCGAUUACGUGAUGCACUUUCUGACUGUGUUCUGGAAGGUCCUCUUUGCCUUCGUCCCGCCUACAGAAUACUGGAAUGGCUGGGCAUGUUUCAUUGUCUCCAUCCUCAUGAUUGGCCUACUGACAGCUUUCAUUGGAGACCUGGCUUCCCACUUUGGCUGCACCAUUGGCCUGAAAGAUUCCGUGACUGCAGUUGUGUUCGUCGCACUUGGAACGUCAGUGCCAGACACAUUUGCCAGCAAAGUGGCAGCCACCCAGGACCAGUAUGCAGAUGCUUCCAUAGGUAACGUCACGGGCAGCAACGCGGUGAACGUCUUCCUGGGAAUCGGCGUGGCCUGGUCCAUCGCCGCCAUCUACCACGCGGCCAAUGGGGAAGAGUUCAAAGUGUCCCCUGGCACGCUAGCUUUCUCUGUCACUCUCUUCACCAUUUUUGCUUUCAUCAAUGUGGGGGUGCUGCUGUAUCGGCGGAGGCCAGAAAUCGGAGGUGAGCUGGGUGGGCCCCGGACUGCCAAGCUCCUCACAUCCUGCCUCUUUGUGCUCCUGUGGCUGUUGUACAUUUUCUUCUCCUCCCUGGAGGCCUACUGCCACAUAAAAGGCUUCUAAAGGAACAGUCAGAUAUAGUAAAUUUAUAUAUAUAUAUACAUAUAUAUAUAUAUAUACAUAAAAAUUAUGUAUAACGAACAGAGGAAACUGACAUCUGUCAUGUUCACUUACCUGCUGAUGGAAUCCAGCUUCAAGAGCAUACUCUGUACUAGGGCCGAAGUAAGAAACCAUCACCUCCCAUUCCCAGGGGCAUCAUCAUGUUGAACAAGGCACGGAGGCAGGGCCAUCUUUGCAGCUCGGCCUGGAAGGGCCACACUCUCUCUCCAGGUCCAUAAACCGUGAAGGUUUUGAUAUGUUUUCUUGUUUUUGAUUUUGUUUCCAGUGGCGUUGGGGAGGCAGUUGAUGUUUGGUUUUUAUUUUUUGUUUUUUGUUGGGAGGGUCAGCGUGGUUGCUUCUCUCUGUGGGAGGUGAUGAACCAUCCAAUCAUAUGUGGGCUUUUGGUAAAAAAUUAAAUUAUUAAGAUCCCUCCACCUCCCCCCAAACACUUUAAAAGGUUAUUUUGGGUAUUUAAGAAAGAAUCUGGGUGUGGAAGAAGAAAGAAGCAUAUCUUCACUCUAUUUCCAAAGUUCAUGCUAAUCUCCGGAACAUGAGCAGAGGUGAAGCUGCCUCCAAGAAGAAGCAUGGGAGCUGGAAAGGAGCCAGGAAGUGUGAUGGUUCUAGAUAGAGUCUGAGAUUGAAGGACAUGAUGCCUGGCACUCUUGUUCAACAGGUACAGGGAUAAUGUGCCUAGAUCCCCAAGAACAUGCAAGAUUCUUUAUUUCUUAUCUCUGUAGCUCUGGACUAAGAUGAGUAAGGCCCUUCUUCCAGUGUUCCAGCCCAGCUAAACCCCAACGUGUCCCCAUCACAACUCUUUUCCCCUAUCCACCUGCCAUCCCUCAUGCAAACAGGAAGAAUAACCCCAUUCAAAAAGCACAUCGUCCUUUUCCAUUUGCAUUCAUAUGUGUCCCAGCCCCAUGUUGCCGUUGCCUGGGAUUGUCCGUCAGUUUUAUUUUCAAAGACAUCCAUGGCUUGCACAAUCCUGUUCCAGUCAUGACUGAAUAUUUGCUCAUUCUUCAUGUGCCUGUUUGGAAAUGUUGUUGUGAUACCUGUUACACAGUGCAUGGAUGAAAAACAAAUAAAACAAAACAAAGCGUAUCUGUAUAUAGUAGAGUGUAGUAUAUACUGUUCUCCCAUUCAGCAGCGUUGAUUGGACAUUGAAGACAUAAGUGAGUUUUGUUUCACCUGAGCUGUUACUUUUGUGUUGUUAUUGAGUUUAAUUACCACUAGGGAUAAAAGGAGAAAAUGGCUUAUCA